AUGUUUGGAAAAGAGGAAUGCCCGGUCAUCGGGGAGCCUAUCUUCGAGAACAAGCCCUCGAAUGACGAAUAUGUAUCUGACCAUAGGGAAACCAUUCGUCUCCAGCGUUCCUUCGGAACAGCUGCAGAGCGAGCGCGGCGGAACAUGAACGCGAAGCUGGCCAACCCGCUAGCCGGAUAUACCCAAGAGGAAUUGCGUCAGCAGGGCAUCAACUUCGCCAUCACUCACCAGAUGGGUGACGAAGAGGAUGUGCGUGCCUUUGCAAUGGGUGCCAUGCUGGCGCAAGUCCCUGAAAGAUAUGCAGAGGUGCCCGGUCUGACGCCCCAAGAGCUGGCAGUUCUGGAGAAUGAAUACGCUCAUCGCUGGUCCCAGCCAUGGACAAUGUACCUGGUCAUUUGCUUGUGUUCCCUGUCGGCUGCUGUUCAGGGAAUGGAUGAAACCGUCGUCAAUGGCGCCCAGAUUUUCUAUAAGCAUCAGUUCGGCAUUGAUCGUGGCAGCGAGUCCAGGUCAAAUUGGCUGCUUGGUCUCGUAAACUGCGCACCCUACAUGUGUUGUGCUCUGGUCGGCUGCUGGUUAACAGUCCCGUUCAAUGCCUGGUUUGGCCGACGAGGCACCAUCUUCAUUACCUGCUGUUUUUCGGCCAUCACCUGUCUCUGGCAAGGAUUCGUCAACACUUGGUGGCACAUGUUCAUUGCGCGCUUUGCUCUGGGCUUUGGCAUUGGACCCAAGUCAGCUACUGUCCCGAUCUAUGCCGCAGAAACAGCCCCUCCAGUCAUUCGUGGUGCUUUGGUCAUGCAAUGGCAGAUGUGGACCGCCUUUGGCAUCAUGUUCGGCUAUGUCGCCGACCUGGCUUUCUUCGAGAUACAGGACCCUGCAGGUAUCGUCGGACUUAAUUGGCGCUUGAUGAUGGCCUCGGCCUUGUUUCCAGCCCUCCUCGUCUGCUGCUUUGUAUUCACGUGCCCCGAAUCGCCCCGCUGGUACAUGUCGCGCAACCGCUAUGACAAGGCCUAUGAGUCCAUGUGCAGUUUGCGCUUCAACAAGGUCCAAGCUGCGCGUGACUUGUACUACAUGCACACAUUACUGCAGGCAGAGACGGGCAUGAAACUCGGGCAGAACAAACUCAUCGAACUCAUCGCAGUUCCCCGAAACCGGCGCGCAUUGAUUGCAUCGGAGCUGGUCAUGUUCAUGCAACAGGUAUGUGUGAAUGUUAUUGCCUACUAUUCAUCCGAGAUCUUUCUCGGGACUACGGGAAACUCUCUGACACAGUUGUCCGUAUCAAACCAGCGAAAGGCACUAGCAGCAUCUUUUGGCUGGGGUAUGAUCAACUGGCUUUUCGCUAUACCGGCUGUAUACACAAUUGAUACCUUUGGCCGUCGCAACCUUCUCCUCACCACCUUUCCUCUAAUGGCUUUGUCCAUGUUCUUCACCGGCUUUAGCUUCUGGAUACCGGAAGAUACGCACUCUUCAGCCAGGCUUGGAUGUAUUGCAUUAGGCACAUAUCUAUUCGCGAUAGUGUAUUCUGUCGGGGAGGGUCCAGUACCAUUUACCUAUUCCGCCGAAGCCUACCCACUUUACGUCCGUUCCCACGGCAUGGCCUUGGCGACUGCGACGACAUGGCUGUUCAAUUGUCUGCUAGCCAUCACCUGGCCAUCUCUGCGUGCGGCAUUUACUCCGCAGGGGGCAUUCAGCUGGUACGCGGGGUGGUGCAUCGUCGGGUGGUGGCUGAUCCUGAUGUUCAUGCCCGAGACCAAGGGGAAGACGCUAGAAGAACUGGACCAAGUCUUUUCAGUUCCCACACGCUUCCAUGCCGCAUACGGUCUUCGCCAGAUUCCUUACUUUUUCCGAAGGUACAUUUUACGUCAAAGAGUCCGCCCGGAGAUCCUGUAUGAGCGAGAUGACGAGGUUCCCAUGACCGAGGCUGGCUACAAUACUGCCUGA
This is a messenger RNA of Aspergillus niger, 1938 nucleotides long. RefSeq lists its product as uncharacterized. Gene Ontology annotation, cellular component: membrane. The transcript has 3 exons. The record is from RefSeq and is a predicted model, not a curated record. NCBI's taxonomy places the organism in Eukaryota, Fungi, Ascomycota, Eurotiomycetes, Eurotiales, Aspergillaceae. Bases 1 to 1938 code for a protein of 645 amino acids. Gene Ontology annotation, molecular function: myo-inositol:proton symporter activity. Gene Ontology annotation, biological process: transmembrane transport.